Phytomonas sp. Hart1 is the source of this 2433-nucleotide messenger RNA. Lineage: Eukaryota; Euglenozoa; Kinetoplastea; Trypanosomatida; Trypanosomatidae. The record is from the annotation of a GenBank genome assembly.
AUGUUAGUCUAUCCAAGGGGAACAAGGAGUAAACAGCGCAUUGCAAUAGGUGAUCGUACAGGUACUCUUAGCGCAUUCUCUAUCGGAAAACAGGGAAAGCGAGUUGAUGCGUUCAAUACCGGCGAAAAUGCUGAGGACAGGGAUAGAUCGCCUGUGAGCUGCAUGACACUUUUUGGUGACCAGCUUUUUUGCAUACACGGUAGUGUUCUGAGCGCUUACACGCGCAAAGGAACUUGCUUUUUUACGACUGACACUAACUCAACGGAGAAGAUUCACUCACUUUACGUCGCCACGCCAUUUUUCUUCAUUGCCGGUGACUUUAUGGUAACCUCCUUCAAAGAAACGAAGGAGUUGGGUUUUUAUAUAUCGCCAGAUAGAGUGCACGAUAUGACAGCAUUUGUCAGCGCGACCGCUCUAGUGAGACCGGAUAAAGUGCUAGAAGAUUAUAUACUCUGUCUUGCUUGCAAUGACCGUGUUGUUCGAUUGCUGCAGAACAACCAACUCAUUGAAGAAAUUCACUGUGAGGCGCCUAUCACGGUACUCUACGUGGAUGCGGAACGCCGGCAACUAUACUACGGUACGAAAUUCGGUUCGAUCGCUGUGUUUGACAUACUGAAAAACAACUCGAUGAGGCGUUGUUUUAGUUAUUGUCCCUCACACGCACAGGUUCACUCUCAUAUUACGUGUUUGUCGGUUUUCGAUGUGAAUGCAGAUGACAAAAAGGAAAUUUUGGUAGGCUACGAAAAUGGCGUCGUAAGGGUGUUUGGCAUCCUCGCACAAACCAGCAACAACGACAUUACCCCCGCUAAUGAUGGAGGCAGUGCCAUGGACGCAGGUAGUCUCCACAACCUUUGGACUGGUGAAGUUGAGGAAAAGGUAAUCGGUAUUGCGAGCGGUGUCGUCACGACAUCUGCAGCCCAACCCGAUUUGCUGGUACAUGUCUUUAGUGGUUUACUGAUUUCCUUCGUGUUGGAUAGCCCGGAGGUGGCUGGUACUGAUGAAGAGGCCGCUUUACGGCGUAUCCAGCAGCAAAACGACAUCGCCGCCAAGAAAGAUGAAGUUGAGGCCUCAAUUGCUCAACUUCAGGCACAAAUUUUGCGAAGCUCAAAAGAGCUGGCGCGUUUGACGGGAGCCACCAAGAAAAAGGCCCCGCUAGUGGCUGUGGCCUCAACCUUUAACGCGCAAGUCCGCCUUAGCCCAUCUAAACACAGCCCUAUGAUAUCACUUGUGGUAGAUAUGGAUGUGCCCAUCGAGUAUGCAGUUUUACGCAGCAGCAGGACGAUCACUUUUGUAGGAACGGAGACCACACAGGUCACCCCGCAAACCUUCUUUUCAGACCAUCGUGAUCAGGACGGAAUAGACGUAAAGCGUGGCAAUAUCACCUCGACGGACCGAAGUCGUUCCCUAGCUCUCGCCAGGCCUUGGUUGGAGAACCUUAGCACCAAAGGUGGUCGCCGUCUAGAAGUGUUUCUCUGGUCAGAUGAAGGCCUAAGCGAUAGGAUAUCCGUCACUUUGUACGCCAAGUCGGCGCCACUGACGGCUCAGGUGAAGACGGCCUUGCUAUGCGCUUUGCCACUUUACGCACGUGUAGGAAGCCUCACUGAUGCAAUGGUAAUGUUUCCAUCCAAAGAGGAGGCGGAUGCACUAUAUCUUUCAAAAGUUUUGGUUCAAGGGGAAUUAAAACUCAAUUAUGUUUUAAAUUGGCUUGCGCAGCUCCUACCUGAUAUGUGUGAGAUCCAUCAAGGGAGCCUCAGCACUGAUGAAAAGUAUCAUUACACCUAUUACUUUACUAGUGAAUUUCUCAACUCGUUGCUAAUAGUAGACUUCACAAAUGAGACAGUCACAUUUACCAGUGACUCACUCACCGCGUUAAGUGUCAUCAAACGUUAUGUAUCCAUUCAAGCGGCGUCCCAGAAGCUUAUUGUGUAUCUAAAGGAUAGCAUUCUCUUCAAUUCCGCAAUGUGGCGUCUUACCCAUAUCCAACCUAUUAUUUUAUGCUGCGCAGAGGUGUCUAAAAAUAACAAGCUUCUGGAGGGGCUCCGGGAGCUGCAAAACGAUGAGUCGGAUCUUAAUUACCUACCUGAACACCUCCAACAAAUCCUGAACGAUGCGGAUCGCCUUCAAUCCGAGACCAAAACGCUGGCACAGGACGAAGCCUACAUAAAGCGAAGCGUGGUGGAAUUGUACAAAGGCCUAGUAGAUUUUUCCAAGCAUACCACUCCGCUUACCCCUGAGAUUCAGCGACAGCUAAAUGAGGCCUGCUGCUGGCCAACUUUAUCCUAUAACUCGUUGUUGUGUAUAUUCUUUCCAAAUGAUGAACAUAUACGGGAGAGGGCGCAACUGGCACCGAAAGCCGCACCAGUCGUCAAUAGUUUAGAUAUCAAUGAGAGCAAUGAUGAGCUACAGGAAGAAUCCAUCACUGUACGGCAGUAA